This is a messenger RNA of Ahaetulla prasina, 3155 nucleotides long. RefSeq names its product EFR3 homolog B (gene EFR3B). Lineage: Eukaryota; Metazoa; Chordata; Lepidosauria; Squamata; Colubridae. Bases 308 to 2761 code for a protein of 817 amino acids. Gene Ontology annotation, biological process: protein localization to plasma membrane. The transcript has 23 exons. Gene Ontology annotation, cellular component: plasma membrane. The record is from RefSeq and is a predicted model, not a curated record.
GGUGUACAGAAGCAGGCAACAUGAUCUGGAAGAUGUGAGCACAUAACAGCAGCAGAUGGGUGUGAACUGCUUAUGAGAGGCUGGCUAUGAAUCUUUAAACGUGUUCCUGAAAAACGAAUAUUCAUCAACUCUGCCGUCUUUUAAGUGACAACUCCAGUUCCUUACAUGUCUGUGAUCUUCGCGAGUGACACACCAUCCACUUACCUGGUUUUAUUCUCAGAAAGCCCUCUCAGCACCGACAAGAUCUCCAGAAGUCUGCUAGUCAGACUGAAGUUCAACAGGAAAAGAGAGAUACUUAGAUUCCAGAAUGACAGGUGUGUGUGGCUGUUGUGGAGCAUUGCGUCCCCGUUACAAGAGACUUGUUGACAAUAUCUUCCCAGAGGAUCCAGAGGAUGGGCUGGUAAAAACCAACAUGGAGAAGCUGACUUUCUAUGCCCUCUCUGCUCCAGAGAAGCUGGAUCGCAUUGGAGCUUAUCUGUCAGAGAAACUGAUUCGAGAUGUGGGCAGGCACCGAUACGGGUAUGUGUGCAUUGCAAUGGAAGCCUUGGAUCAGCUAUUAAUGGCCUGCCACUGCCAGAGCAUCAAUCUCUUUGUGGAGAGUUUCUUGAAGAUGGUGGCCAAGCUGUUGGAAUCGGAGAAGCCUGACCUGCAAAUCCUUGGCACCAAUUCGUUUGUGAAGUUUGCAAACAUUGAAGAAGACACUCCGUCUUAUCACAGGAGCUAUGAUUUCUUUGUCUCCCGCUUCAGUGAAAUGUGCCACUCUAGCCAUGAUGACAUGGAGAUCCGGACAAAGAUCCGGAUGUCUGGCAUCAAAGGACUACAGGGUGUGGUUCGGAAAACAGUUAAUGAUGAGUUGCAGGCAAACAUCUGGGACCCUCAACAUAUGGACAAGAUUGUGCCUUCAUUGCUCUUCAACCUUCAGCAUGCAGAGGAAGCAGAAAGCCGUUCUCCCUCACCCUUGCAAACAACAGAGAAGGAGAAAGAGAACCCAGCAGAGCUGGCUGAACGAUGUUUGAGGGAGCUCCUGGGUCGGGCAGCCUAUGGCAAUAUCAAAAACGCAAUCAAGCCUGUCCUCAUCCACUUAGAUAACCAUUCUCUUUGGGAGCCAAAUACCUUCGCAAUCCGUUGCUUUAAGAUCAUCAUGUACUCCAUUCAGCCACAGCAUUCCCAUUUGGUGAUUCAGCAGCUCCUGAGCCAUUUGGAUGCGAACAGCAAAAGUGCUGCCACUGUGCGGGCAGGGAUAGUUGAGGUCCUCUCAGAAGCAGCCAUCAUUGCAGCCUCUGGAUCUGUUGGACCAACUGUGCUGGAGGUGUUCAAUACCCUUCUAAGGCAGCUGCGGCUGAGUAUCGAUUAUGCCUUGACGGGUAGCUAUGAUUGUGUCAUUGCUGGUGGCACCAAGAUCAUUAAGGAACAUGAAGAAAGAAUGUUCCAGGAGGCCAUAAUCAAGACCACAGGUUCUUUUGCCAGCACUCUGCCCACCUAUCAGAGGUCGGAGGUCAUGCUGUUUAUCAUGAGCAAAGUUCCGCUUCCUUCUCUGCAUCACCCUGUAGACAUGGGCAAAGCUGGGGAGAACAGGAAUCGAUUGACGCAGAUCAUGUUGCUAAAAUCUCUCCUGCAGGUUUCCACUGGUUUCCAGUGCAGUAACAUGCUCACAGCCCUUCCCAGCUCCUUCCUGGACAGGCUCUUGUCAGCUACAUUAAUGGAGGAUGCAGAGAUUCGCCUUUUUGUUCUGCAGAUUCUCAUCAGCUUCAUUGAUCGCCAUGGAACUAAGCACAAAUUUCAGACAAUCAGCACUAUCAGUGAUAUCUCCAUCCUGAAGCUGAAAGUGGACAAAUGUUCACGCCAAGAUACUGUCUUCAUGAAAAAGCACUCCCAGCAGCUGUAUCGACACAUUUAUUUCACUUGCAAGGAAGACAAUAAUAGUCGUACUCACUAUGAGGCUGUCUACAGUCUGCUGGCACUCAUCAGCAUUGAACUGGCCAAUGAAGAGGUGGUAGUGGACCUCAUCCGGUUGGUUUUGGCCAUACAGGAACUGGCCCAGGUGAACGAGGAUAACCUGCCGUUGUACAGCCGCUGUGCCCUGUACGCCCUUGGAGCUGCCUACCUGAACCUGAUUAGCCAACUGACCACUGUGCCUGCCUUUUGCCAGCAUAUUCAUGAGGUUAUAGAGAUGAGGAAAAAGGAGGCGCCCUACUUACUGCCUGAAGGUGUCUUUGUCGAGAAACCCAGGCUGUCACGGAACCUGGAUCACCUGGGCCCCGAGAUUCUCUUCCGGCAGAGCAAGAUCAGUGAAGUGCUGGGAGGGAGUGGCUACAAUUCAGAUCGGCUCAGCACACCUUACAUCCCUCAGCUGACAGAUGAAGACAGACUGUCUAAGAGGAGGAGUAUUGGAGAAACCAUCUCUCUACAAGUUGAAGUGGAAUCUAGAAAUAGCCCUGAGAAAGAAGAGAGAGCACCAGCUGAAGAGAUCACUUAUGAAACCCUCAAGAAAGCAAUUGUCGACAGCGUUGCUGUAGAGGAACAAGAGCGGGAAAGGAGACGGCAGGUAGUUGAAAAAUUCCAGAAAGCUCCGUUUGAAGAAAUUGCAGCACAUUGUGGGGCCCGAGCAACUCUUCUACAGAGCAAGCUCAACCAGAUUUUUGAAAUCACAAUACGACCCCCUCCCAGUCCCUCUGGAACCAUCACAGCUGCUUAUGGCCAGCCUCAGAACCACUCCAUCCCGGUGUAUGAGAUGAAGUUCCCAGAUCUGUGUGUCUACUGAGCCAGACUGCAUGCCAAGACGAAGCUGAACAACAAAUCCUCCUGGGCCAUGCUGAAUGCUAUCACGCCGCCUUUGUGAGCUGCAGGGAGCUCCUGGGGCCAGGGAGCAACCACUCAACAUCCCUUUCAAGCAAGAGGGUUGGACAUUUCCCUUAGAGUCCACUCACUUGUACUUGGUUUCUCUCCCUUCUUCGUGCUCAACCCGUGUUCCGUCAUGGCAAAAGCCACAAAGCGCAUCCCCCAAAGCCUUUUAUAGACUGUGGGAAAAGGUGGCAAUUUCUUUUGCUUCCUUUUUCUAGAAGCUGUUUUAAUAGUGUUGAAGAAUUGAAUGUUUCCUCUCUCUGGUAAAAGCGUGUGUUGAUAAUCCAUUACAUAAAAUGAAUUUAUUCUCUGUG